Messenger RNA from Malassezia globosa CBS 7966, 1083 nucleotides. RefSeq lists its product as uncharacterized. NCBI's taxonomy places the organism in Eukaryota, Fungi, Basidiomycota, Malasseziomycetes, Malasseziales, Malasseziaceae. The record is from RefSeq and is a predicted model, not a curated record. Gene Ontology annotation, cellular component: plasma membrane. Bases 1 to 1083 code for a protein of 360 amino acids. Gene Ontology annotation, biological process: zinc ion transmembrane transport. The transcript has a single exon. Gene Ontology annotation, molecular function: zinc ion transmembrane transporter activity.
AUGGCUGAAGAGACGCCAAAAUGCAGGGGCAUCGUUCCAGAUAACGACGAUCAUAUGGGCACGCGUAUUGGAGCACUUUUUGUCAUUCUAGUUACAUCAGCUCUCUUCACCAUCUUUCCGAUCAUCACGAAGCGUGUCACAUUCUUCCAGAUCCCAGGUCCCAUCUAUGACUUUGCCAAAUACUUUGGUAGUGGCGUAAUCAUUGCCACUGCAUUUGUGCACCUACUUGAGCCAGCAACAGAUGAGCUCGGGCAAGAGUGUCUUAUCGAGAGUUUCCAAAAAUACCCCAUGGCAUAUGCAUUUGCACUGAUCUCGAUGAUGCUCAUGUUCGUUAGUGAAUUUUUCGCGUACCGCUUUGGUUCGCAGAUCCUUGAGCGAAAAGGUCUGGGCGGAUUGGCGCAUAACCACCAACAGCACGCCAUGGUUCCCGAUGCAGCACAUUCAGAGCAUUCCAUACCUUCGAACGAGUUGCAGCAUCAAGCACAUCGCGAUGAAGAAGUGUUCCUAAGCGCAGAUAAAGCAGAUCUCGAAAGUGGCGAGGGCGAUUCUGACUUGUUCAUUAUUCAGAAGCAAACUUCCAAUGUGGCAGAAAUUGUAGGAGUGUUGGUCCUGGAGUUGGGUGUCGUCUUUCAUUCCGUGAUUAUUGGCCUUACGCUUGCUACAACGGAAUGGGAUGGAGACGACGACAAAUUCUACAUUCUCUUUCCAGUAAUUGUCUUUCAUCAGCUGUUUGAGGGUCUUGGUCUCGGUUCAAGACUCGCGUUUAUGCCGCAAACAUUCAGUACGACUUUUUUGUGUGUGCUUGGUUUGCUGUAUGCGCUGUGUACGCCUGUAGGCAUGGCCAUCGGACUUGGCAUCCGAAACACGUAUUCACCAGACACUCCUACAUACUACUACGUCUCAGGAGUAUUUGAUUCGGUGUCUGCCGGCAUUCUCAUUUAUACUGGUCUCGUUGAAUUGCUUGCGCAUGACUUUAUCUUCAACAAGGACAUGCAUACUGCGCCAACGUGGAAAGUCCUGCUCAAUGUUUCAGAAGUAUGUGCUGGUGUUGGUGUGAUGGCCCUCUUGGGUCUCUGGGCGUGA